AUGUGUCAAGACGAAAUCACAAUUAACGGAUGGACGGCCGUACCCGUCAAUGCUGGCAAGAUCUUUGGCGACAAGCCGUUCUUGAACGAGCCCUCUCCCUUGAACAUCAAGGACAUCGGAUUUCCUUCCGACGACCCUGUGGUGGCACAGACAUUACAAUACGCCAAGGAGCGUCUGCAUGCAGAGACAUUCAACCACUCCAUGAGAGUCUUCUACUUUGGCAUGGCAAUUGUCAAACAACAAUUUCCCGAAAAGGCAGCUGUCCUCUCCCCAUCAACGUGGGCACUUACCUGCCUCCUCCAUGACCUUGGCACAGCCGCCGAGAACCUCACGGCCACCCGCAUGUCAUUCGACAUUUACGGCGGCUUCAAGGCCCUUUUAGCGCUCAAGGACCACGGUGCGACCUCCGACCAGGCUGAGGCUGUUGCCGAGGCCAUCGUCCGUCAUCAGGACAUGGGAGUUGACGGCACUAUCACGUUCUUGGGGCAGAUGAUCCAGCUGGCGACGCUUUAUGAUAACGUGGGCCGUCACCCUUACGUCAAAGACUUUGACAAGAUUAUCCACGAGACGACACGGAGGAAGGUUAACGAGACACACCCGAGGCUGCAGUGGUGUUCGUUUUUCGCGAACACUGUUAGGAAGGAGGAGGGGCUGAAGCCGUGGUGUCAUUCUACGCAUAUUGUCAACUUUGACAAGGAUAUCGAGAGCAACACGCUCAUGAGGGAGUGGGAGUAA
Molecule: messenger RNA, 735 nt
Organism: Colletotrichum spaethianum
Lineage: Eukaryota; Fungi; Ascomycota; Sordariomycetes; Glomerellales; Glomerellaceae
Product: cyanamide hydratase
Exons: 2
Coding region: 1-735 (244 amino acids)
Source: RefSeq, a predicted model, not a curated record